UAAUCUUCACUGAGUGAUCGGUGUCGAAUGCGAAUCAGUUCGUCAGUAGCCGCUCCCUUGGAAGGUUCGCUCGUCAAAAAUGUUCGCAUUAGUGGAGUUCGAUGAUUCAUCCCUAUAUUUAUGCAAAUUGAAAGACGUUACAACUAGAGACGAAAAGAGUGUCGUGCGCUACAAAGGAAGCCGAUAUGCUGUAAAAGUAAUAGAAGUCAACGAACAAAAAAGUCAAAAUGCUGGACAUGAAUCGCUCGCACCAAUAUCCGAUACGACGGAUUACGGGACAACCAAUUCUCUGACCAAAUGUAAUGAUGAGACGCAUCAAUUACAUGUGCUUAACACAAAUACGGUAAAUGAGCUAUCAAUUGCAAAUUCAAGAAGAAAAUCAGAAAACGAGCAUAUGAGUAACGAAAAUAAAGGACUCGCCAGAGAUACUGCGAAAGCAGUUCAGGCUGUUAUGAAUACAGAACAAAAAAGUCAAAAUGCUGGACAUGAAUCGCUCGCACCAAUAUCCGAUACGACGGAUUACGGGACAGUUAAUUCUCUGACCAAAUGUAAUGAUGAGACGCAGCAAUUACAUGUGCUUAGCACAAAUCCUGUAAACGAACUAGCAAUUGCAAAUUCAAGAAGAAAAUCAGAAAACGAGCGUAUGAGUAACGAAAAUGAAGUACUCGCCAGAGAUACUGCGAAAGGAGUUCAGACAGUUACAAAUACAGAACAAAAAAGUCAAAAUGCUGGACAUGAAUCGCUCGCACCAAUAUCCGAUACGACGGAUUACGGGACAACCAAUUCUCUGACCGAAUGUAAUGAUGAGACACAUCAAUUACAUGUGCUUAGCACAAAUACGGAGAUGAAUGUAUCGCUGUCUUCUACGGCAGAAAUGCUUAUGGCUGCAAACGAUUCCAUUUGGGACAAUGAUUUCUUGAGUAACGAAUAUAAAACAGAAGAAUUAUCGGCUGUAGCGUCGAAAAAUACAACUCCUCCAUGGGGAAAUGCUUCGGUUACCAUUUCUGCACAUGAAAGACAAGCACAAACGGAACACGAUACAUCGGAGAAUACAUUGAACAAUAUAUUGAAGCGCCCUAAGAUACUAAACAACACCGCUGCAGAUGAUAACAGAAGUGAGGCUUCACCGGAACGACAGGAUGACUUUUCCGACGAAUCAUAUGUUCCAGAUUCCGACGAUGAAUCCGACGAAGAUAAUGAAAUGGAUAAUUCUCUACAAGACAAGACAAAUACAACAAACAAUACGACAGCUAAUUCAUGCCAGUCCUUCGACGCACUGAACAAUUCGGAUGCCCUUUCCAAAAUUAAUGUCGUCGGCCAUAGUGCACCAAAUGAUGAAAAUAUGUUCGUUCUAGCUGUUGAGACGGGAUUGAAAAAGGAUUAUUGUCUUUAUUGCAAUACUCUUCAAGCCAAGCUUAGCCGACAUGUCAUACGAAAACAUCGAAAUGAGAAAGAUGUGAAAGAGCUAUUGAACUAUGCUAGAGGUUCUAAAGAACGGAAGAAAAUGAUGGCGAAAAUUCGAAAGAAAGGGCACUUCAGUUUUAACACAAAUCCAACACUGAAUACCGGAGAGCGAAAAGUUGUUCGUCGGUCGAGUGCGAGAUAUGGAAAAAAAGCGACUGACUACGCGACGUGUCCGAAAUGUCUCGGUGAUUAUGCCAAAUCAAAUAUACGCCACCACGUCAGCAUGCAGUGUUCAAAGCGGCAGGAUAAACGCAGAGACAUCAUUCUUGGUUCGAAACAAAUAACCGGCCGUAUUCAUAAAGAAGCCAGCAAUAUUCUUCGACAGCGCGUAUUUCCCUCACUGCAGGAGGAUGAAGUGGUGAAGUCGAUCCGGUACGAUGAGCUUGUCAUUUUAUUUGGAAAUAAGCUCUGUCAAAAAUAUAAAGACCCCCAUUUUUAUGACAUGAUACGACAGAAAUUACGACAACUUGGAAGGUUCUUAAUCGGGUGGGAUUUCGUCAGGAAAUUUCAUUCUGGAGAACAGAACGUGACCGAGAAAGAUUAUUACCGCAGUCUGGUAGUGUGCAUAAAUAAUGUUAAAGAUUGGGACGGAGGACGCAAGUUACGCGGACCACCAAAAAAGGCGACCCACGUUCAAAUUAUUGUUGGCCCUGACAAGGGCCGUUGGUUUGUCUUGUCUGACAAAAGAGGCUUAAAGAAGCUUGAUUUUCGGCUUCCUCGGAGACGCUCACCUAGCCUUCAGGCGCUAGAUGAUGGCGGUUGGCGAGACGGGCGUAGGUUGUUCGAGGUGGCCCCGUUUUUUCGGCGAGACGUCUAUGAUUUUCCGGGUCUUGGUGGUGUCCGCGUGAGUCCGUUGCGGCCGCGUGAUGAUGCGGGCCGUGGUUUGGAUUAUGUCUGGAUGGAUGGUGGUCUUGGCCGGAGUCCGUGCGGAAGUCUGGGAAGGCCGUUGGACUGGGCCGAGAAUCUCUUCAACCACCAGAUUGUUCUCGCUGGGAAGCUCGCUUUUUUCGGAUGGCUUCUACUCGCUCUUCGCAUCGGCGAUCUAAGCGUCGCAGGUAGGAGGCUGUUCUUCUUCAAGGCAUUGAUGGAGGUCCGUCCCGUACCGCUGUUGAAGUUGGAGUGA
This is a messenger RNA of Venturia canescens, 2587 nucleotides long. RefSeq lists its product as uncharacterized. Lineage: Eukaryota; Metazoa; Arthropoda; Insecta; Hymenoptera; Ichneumonidae. The record is from RefSeq and is a predicted model, not a curated record. The transcript has 12 exons. The coding region runs from base 80 to 2587 and encodes 835 amino acids.